Ficedula albicollis (Collared flycatcher) is the source of this 5024-nucleotide messenger RNA. It is a transcript of the gene NHSL2, whose product is annotated as NHS like 2. The transcript is spliced from 11 exons. Gene Ontology annotation, biological process: cell differentiation. Bases 146 to 3442 code for a protein of 1098 amino acids. Lineage: Eukaryota; Metazoa; Chordata; Aves; Passeriformes; Muscicapidae. The record is from RefSeq and is a predicted model, not a curated record.
GCUGCCGGAGGGUCCGAGCGGCUCCCGACGCGCCCCCGGCAUCUGCUGCGCGCGGGGAGCGAGCCUGAGAGGGAAAAGUUUGGCGGUGAAUUCAAGCGGGAGGCAUCGUCUCGCAGGAGCUUCGGCCGGGAUUGAGAGAGCUCCGAUGGCUCUGUCAGAUAUCUCGCUGUGGAUUCGGGAUGCCUGGGCUGUGGCCACCUCUAACCUGGACCUCGAGAGCAAGAAAGCCGCCCCCGCCAAGCUGCCAUGGCAGCAGCCCGUGAACGUCUUCCUGGCCGCUGGGCGCCCGCCGGGCAUGGAGCAGCUGCACCAGGAGGCCCAGCUCAACCUGCAGAGCUUGCUGCAAGAGGAGUAUGAGGAGCAGUACACGGAGAGCAGGGUCACCGGGCAGACCUUCCGUGCUGCUGGGCACCUGCCCCCCGACACCUCCCCUGAACCGUCACCUCGACCCCCGCCUGCCAAGCGCCUUGAGUUCGUGCUUAUGCCCCCCAGCCAGCGCGCGGCCGAAGAGGAGAGCACCAGCAGCGCCGUGCUCGGUGCUCGGCCUCCUGACACCUCCCUGAGCCUCCCCACCAGCCCGGACAAGCAGCCCCCCUGGCCCAGGGCCUUCCCCCUGCCCCCCGUGGAGGAGAAGCAGUGGCACCAGCCCAGCUCCAUCCAGACCAACGUUGUCCCCAUCAAUGUCUCGGGGCAGCACUUUGCUAGGCACGCGAGUGCUCGUCACUCCCUGUUUAACACAGAGACCGCGAUGAACCCCAAGUCCACCCUGCGGCGUAGACGGACCAUUAUUGGAUUCCCUAACCUGUCCCUGCGAGACCAAGGCAGUGCCAACGGCCCCACACCCAGCACACACGCGCCCAUCGCCGAGUCCCUGUCCUGCAGCUUCGUGCCUGAGACCACCAGCGGGGGGACGGCGCCCCAGGAGAUCAGCCCCCGUCCACCCCUCUCGGCCCCACUGAGGAAGACCUUCAGCGACCUCGGGGCCCGCUGCUGCCAGCCACCUGCUGCCAUGGAUGGGGCAGCCAACCCCUGUGCCAGCGCCUGCAAUGGGACGCAGGGCGCCCCUUUCUCCCCGCCCUGGAGCCCCCUGGGUUAUGGGAGCCCCCCCAGCCUCAGCACUGGCCCGGGCAAGGGCCCCACCUGCACCUCUCCGGGCGGCUCCAUCCCAUCGCCCGGGCCAGGCUCACCUGCCGCCUCCACCUCCUUCUUCAUCGCCACAGAGGAGCGCACGGGCAGCAACGGGCCCAGCUUCUUCUCCAGCCCAGUGCCUGCGUCCCCCCCCAGCUCCGGGUGCCCCCAGGGGGCCAAGGGGAGUUUCCUGCCGGGAAGCCGAGAGGAGCCGGAGGCGGCGGCGGGGCGGGCGCAGCUGGAGGUGGAGCGGGCAGGGUGCCGGUUCCGGGAGCGCUCGCUGUCCGUGCCCACCGACUCGGGGUCCCUGUGCUCCGUGGACAUCGCCUACGCCGAGACCCGGCGGGGCAGCGCCAACUACGCCCUGGGCUACCCCAGCGCCAGCUCCGAGGGCAGCACCAGCACCGACAACAUCUCGCUGGGGCUGGAGCCCGAGGGGCAGCGGCGGCGGCGCUCCAAGAGCAUCUCCCUGAAGAAGGCCAAGAAGAAGCCCUCGCCGCCCACGCGCAGCGUCUCGCUGAUCAAAGAGGGGCAGGACGGGGACGCGGGGCUCGGCGCCGCGCUGCCCAAGGAGCAGCGGCCCAAGAGCCUGUGCAUCCCCCCGGAGCUGCAGGGUCACCGGCUGGUGCACGCCGACCCGCAGGGGAGCGCGGCCAGGGAGCCCAGCAGCACAGCUGCCCCCCACCAGUGGCAGCUCACGGACUGGAGGGCCGGCGGUGAUCCCUACCAGUCCCUCUCUGGCUCCAGCACCACCACAGGCACCACGGCCGUUGAGUGUGCCAAGACACGGGGCAGCUCCGAGUCCCUCGUGUCCCCUUCGGUCUCCAGGGCCACGACGCCCUCCCAGCUCUCUGCCGAGGCAGACCUUAAGACCUCGUCGCCGGGCAGGCCCACGGGGCUGAUGUCCCCAUCCAGCGGCUACUCCAGUCAGUCGGAGACCCCAACCCCCACCGUGCCCACCUCCAGCAUCCUCGGGCACUCCCCGCACCAGGUGCGGGUGAGGCCGCUGGUCCCCGAGAGGAAAUCCUCUCUGCCCCCCACGUCCCCCAUGGAGAGGAGCCCCAAGGGCAGGCUGUCCUUCGACCUCCCGCUGACCCCACCCGCCCACCUCGACCUCUCCGGGCUGAAGAUCUCCCUGAAGGGGAAGACGAAGGUCAGCCGGCACCACUCUGACUCCACCUUUGGCACCAAGCUGGCGCAGAAGAGCAGUCCCAUGGCACCCAUCAUGCCCGUGGUGACACAGUCCGACCUGCGCUCCGUGCGCCUCCGCUCCGUCAGCCGCUCGGAGCCCGAGGACAGCGCCGACGGCCCGGAGCACGCGGAGGAGCCAGCGCGUGUCCCCUGCCCAGGCCCGGAGAGGAAAGUGAAGCCGCCCGUGGCAGAGAAGCCGCCGCUGGCCAGGCGCCCCCCGUGCAUCCUGCCCAAGCCCCCGGUUCUGCGGGAGGAGGGUCCCCUGUCCCCCAAAUCCCCGCCAGGCACUGCCGCCAAGGAGAAGGGGCAGGCGCAGGAUGCCGUCGUGGUGCUGCGGAGAGGGGAGCUCCGGAGGGGCCUGGGGGAGCCCCACUUGUCCCUGACCCCGGCGGGGCCCCGGCGGCUCUCGCAGGGCAGCCUGGACGAGCUGCGGCCAGAGGGGGAGCGCAGGAAGGCCAAGGUGCCGCCGCCAGUGCCCAAAAAACCCAGCGUGCUGUACCUGCCGCUCAUCCCAGCCCCGGCACAGCCGGGAGCCGCUGUGGGGGACCUGCCCCCCACCCCCAGCCCCAUCAUCACGCUGGACACUGACCCCACCUGCUGCGACCCCGACGCUGAGGAUCUGCCAUCCCCCGAGGCUGUGGGCACCACGCCCGCCAGCGAGCCUGCCCCAGAGCAAGGCAGCUCAGCAGAAGCCGGCACGGAGGAGAAGAGCUUUGCCAGCGACAAGACGGCCGAGUCCAUCGUGGAGGAGGACGAUGAGGUGUUCACAACGUCCCGCACCACGGAGGAUCUCUUCACAGUGAUCCACAGGUCGAAGAGGAAGGUCCUGGGGCGGAAGGAGCCUGGUGACACCUUCAGCAGCCGACCCACCUCCCACUCACCUGUAAAGACUUCAGGCUCCCCAGCUGGCGAGUCCCUGGCAGCAGCGGGCAGCAGUGGGAAGUCUUCCAGCAGGAAUGAGGAUUUUAAAGCCCUGCUGCAGAAGAAGAGCAGCAAAACCAGCCCUGGUACUCGGCCAUCUGCUGCUGAGCUGCUCAAGACCACGAACCCGCUGGCCCGGAGGGUCAUCACAGAGUUUGCCCCUGAGCUGGACGGUGCAAACAGCCCCAAAAGCCAGCCCUGACAACACAGGGGCCCCUCCAGCCGGAGGGGUGGCGAUGGCUGCAGAGGGAGCGCUGCUGCAAAGGGCUGUCCUGGCUGCUGGGGAGCCCCUGUGUCCUGCUGGGGGGUUCCUCUGCUUUUGUUCCUUACUUGGAGAGCUGCUGGCAGAGAGGCAGCGGCUGGAGCCCAAGCCCUCAUGACUCUGGGCCCUUCCCACGAGGGAAGCGGCUGGAACUGGCCCUGGCUGAGCCAGCUCCUGGGAUUGAAGUCGCCUGCCCAGGAAGCAGAACAGGAUCAGAGCCCCGGUGUCGCCCCAUGCCUGCAGCGAAGCAGCUUCAGACUCUUUGGUCCCUUUGGCAUGUGGUACUUUAAACAGCUUUUCCAAUGCACAGUGGUGGUGAUGUUUGAUUCUCUUCCCUUUGACACUGUACCUUGAGUUUCCCAUGCAGAGGGCCCCUGGUUGAAUUCAGCUGGACACACAGAUGCACUUUGGGAAGACGCCGGGGGUUCGGCUGGAUCUGCGGUUGCUUUGGAAGAGCCACAGGAGGUUCCCUGCCAUUGCCCUGAGCACCCUCCCUGUCACACAGGGAGCUGGCACCCGGCGUCCGCAGCCAGCGCCACCACCUCAAGCCAAACCCCCACCCCUUGAAAGCCCCCAAAAUGCUGCAUUUUGGAGCUCCUCAGCUCUCAGUCCAAAAACAAACCCCGGGGUCUUCUCCACUGCGAGCCCCCUGGCCUCACUGCACAGGGGGUCUGGCAGCCACCCCACUCCCCCCCAGCCCCCGUGCCAGGGGUCCUGCACCCAGCUGCCAACUGGGGCCGUGGGGCGCGGUGCCGUGGGAAGGAAGCUCGCCCCCAGCUCAGCCUCCUGCAUCUCCCCGACAGACUCUGUGACAACUUCUGCUGCCAGAGGUGCUGGGAUGCUCCCGAAUGGUGGCUGCAAUCCAGAUGGACAUCACCUGAGCCACCUCCCUGCUGACUCCUGGGUCCUCCAGGGCUGCCCACCACUCACCCGUGCCCACUGGCCAGCUGUGCCAUCAGGGCACGUGCACGGGGCCAUGGAGGAGGGUUUGCACGUUCCAGUGGGAUUUGUCCCCCUCAGCCCCAGCUGCCUCCUCCUGGCCUGGCUCGAGCCUGGGGGCCCAGGGACAGAGGCUGUGCUGUGGGGAGGGAACACGAGCCCAGAGAAACAGGAAGGGCCAGCUGCGGCUGACUAGGAAACAGGGUGUUUAGGGAAAUUUCUGCUGGAUUUCUUGGUGUGUUUGCACACACUCCAGCCCUCCUGUGCCAGGGGGAGCGGGGCGGUGGGUCCAGGCAGCAGCACAGCACCACAGCAGCGCUUCAGCCGCUCCUCCGAGGGGCUUGGGCUGCUCUGGGGUCUCUGCCCCACCAGGAGCUCUGCAUCCCUGGGGAGCACAGCCCGGGUAAACACUUCCCCAUCCUUGCCCCCACCCUGCAUCUGAUCCCACUGAGGCUCCAGUUGGUUCCCCUCUCCUCCCUCCUGGUACUCACCCAUCUCUCCCUUUCCUCUCCUAGGGCUGCAGAUUUAAGCCUGUAAUUAAGAGCCAGGCUGCGAAACUCAGGAAAAAAAAAAAAAACAAACA